Molecule: messenger RNA, 2305 nt
Organism: Rhinopithecus roxellana (golden snub-nosed monkey)
Lineage: Eukaryota; Metazoa; Chordata; Mammalia; Primates; Cercopithecidae
Gene: SUPT3H
Product: SPT3 homolog, SAGA and STAGA complex component
Exons: 11
Coding region: 278-1231 (317 amino acids)
Biological process (GO): transcription by RNA polymerase II
Molecular function (GO): protein heterodimerization activity; transcription coactivator activity
Source: RefSeq, a predicted model, not a curated record
CCGCACUGCCAGUGCUGGGGGCGUCCGUAUCGCUAACUCCUCGGUCUUCGCAACCCCCGCCUCACCGAGAGUGGAUCUCACGCCAUCUUGCACCCCCUACCCCCGCCACACAGCCGAGUCACCUUUUCCCUUUCUACACUCCACACUCUCUGCCCCCCCCACCCCGCCCCUUUCCAAGCGUGUCCCGGGCCGCAGCAGCAGAAACCGCACCAUCUCCACCCCCCACAUUCUCCUCGCAGGAAGCGCAGCCGUGCCUACAAGGGUUCUUAAAGCAGAGAUGAAUAAUACUGCAGCUAGUCCAAUGUCUACUGCAACUUCAAGUAGUGGAAGGAAUACAGGGAAGUCUAUAAGCUUUGCAGCAGAAUUACAGAGUAUGAUGUAUUCUUUAGGUGAUGCUAGAAGGCCUCUUCAUGAAACAGCAGUUUUGGUAGAAGAUGUGGUACACACUCAGUUAAUUAAUCUGUUACAGCAAGCCGCUGAAGUUUCUCAACUGCGGGGAGCAAGGGUAAUCACUCCUGAAGAUCUUCUGUUUUUGAUGCGCAAAGAUAAGAAAAAACUUAGAAGAUUGCUAAAAUACAUGUUUAUCCGAGACUACAAAUCAAAGAUUGUCAAAGGCAUUGAUGAGGAUGAUCUUCUCGAAGACAAAUUGAGUGGCAGCAAUAAUACGAACAAAAGACAAAAAAUUGCUCAGGACUUCCUCAACUCUAUUGACCAGACAGGAGAACUUUUAGCAAUGUUUGAAGAUGACGAAGUUGAUGAAGUUAAACAAGAAAGAAUGGAGAGAGCAGAAAGACAAACUCGAAUUAUGGAUUCAGCUCAAUAUGCAGAAUUCUGUGAAAGUCGACAACUAAGUUUCUCCAAAAAAGCUUCCAAAUUUCGAGACUGGUUGGACUGCAGCAGUAUGGAGAUAAAACCCAAUGUUGUCGCAAUGGAAAUCUUAGCAUAUUUGGCAUAUGAAACUGUGGCACAGUUAGUGGAUCUGGCUCUGCUUGUGAGGCAAGACAUGGUAACUAAGGCAGGGGACCCCUUCAGCCAUGCCAUUUCUGCAACCUUCAUUCAGUAUCACAACUCUGCUGAGAGCACUGCAGCCUGUGGUGUUGAGGCUCACAGCGAUGCCAUCCAGCCCUGCCACAUCAGAGAGGCCAUUCGACGCUACAGCCACAAGAUUGGCCCGCUUUCCCCAUUCACAAAUGCCUACCGCAGGAAUGGGAUGGCUUUUCUAGCCUGCUGAUGUGACAACUGUGAUGUGCCCGCAACAACAGGAAAGGCAGUGUUAUAUUAAGGUGAUUUCUUGUGAACAAAAUAAAAUACAAAUUUACCUUUCUUUUAUCUGAGGGAGUGGGCUGGUUUGUUGUGACUACCAACUUGCUGACUCCUGCUCUUUUCCAGCCACUCAACCAUCAGUCUUGUUUACUAGAUGGGCUGUUCAGCUAAUUAAUGGCAGGAUGUUUAGGAUAGUGUGUAGGUGGACAAGAAUGCAGAUCACACAAUUUUGAAAUUUUAAUUUGAGUAGAUUUACUGCCCUCAGUUCACAUAUCUUAAAAGUAGUGGUUGCCCCGGUCCAGUCUUUUGUCAGUGUUUUAUUUGAUACAUUUUAUAAUCCAGGUUUGGAACAAGGAAACAAAAUUAAAAGGACAGUGAGUUUUCGCCUUCCCUAACCAUCAACUUGACUUUCCAACAUUUGUUGACUAUAUGUAUUUUAUUGACAGCUAUCUACUUUAUAAACUUACAGUAAUCAAAGAUUUAACAGACCUGCUAAAUCACCUGUUCCCACCUCCUUUCCCUUCACUCCACUUACAGUAUGUGUCAUUUUCACUGCCUUCGUCCCAACUUCCUGCCAUCUGCCUUUCAUGUGUGUUUUUCCUCACACAGAACCUCUUCCUCCAUCUUCAUUUCCCUCCUUUUCCUGUUCCUCCAAUCCCCAGACCCACCACUCCUGCACAUGCCAUACACAUUUAGAAGCCAAGUAUUCAGAAUUAGUAGAAGAGCAGAGUGAUUUCUUGCUUCCUCCCUUCCAAGCACUACCACACCUAGACUGGAAAUGUGGGCUGGGUAAUUUCUUGCUGUUAGCAGCCACGCUACCCUUCUGGCAUCUAUACUUUCUCCAGUAAAUGAGGAACCGUAACUCCUCGGAACAAACAAAAAUAUAGCAGAUGUAAGUGUACAGUUCCUGAUGAAAUUUCAGUUGCAAGAAAAGAAAGUUAUUUCUUUAAUUCUGUGGGAGUUUUGUAUAAUUUUACUUUUAUCAUGGAUUUUACACACACUUGAAACACUCUCUCUAAAGAAUAAAAACAGAAAUGAGAAA